CCACCAGUCAAGGGAUGCCAGGACUCUUAGAGGCCAUGCAGUCAAGGUUGGAGGCCGCUCCUGCGGUUGUGAAUGCUGGGGUACCCGAGGAUGUAGGCCCUCCUAUGCGGUUUGGCACCAUCAUUUUGGCGGAGCACAGACUGCGGCGGCUGAGCUCCACCCCGUCCAUAUACACGCAGGAGCUCGCCGCCAUGGUGUUCGGCUACGACACCCUGGCCAACAGCUGUCUGAGGGGCUCCCUGGCAGGGGGUGGAAAGGAAGUUCUGUGCAAGGACGCUGUGAGCGACAUCAUCGCCCACGUGGUGGCCAAAUUUCCAGACCAGACAGAGUCAAGUGUCCGCGCUUACUUACGGCGCAAAUGUAAUAAUGCUUCGUCAGCACUAAAGAAGAAUGGAGGCGGGUCCCAGGCCAGACUGUUCGAGGAUGCCUGCGACUAAGGAACCUCCAUUCUUCUUUAGUGCUGUAAAAACUGCCCUCGUAUUCUCUUGUUUGCU
Ixodes scapularis (black-legged tick) is the source of this 494-nucleotide messenger RNA. RefSeq lists its product as uncharacterized. The transcript is spliced from 4 exons. The record is from RefSeq and is a predicted model, not a curated record. Gene Ontology annotation, molecular function: DNA binding. Lineage: Eukaryota; Metazoa; Arthropoda; Arachnida; Ixodida; Ixodidae. Bases 15 to 437 code for a protein of 140 amino acids.